This is a messenger RNA of Chiloscyllium plagiosum (whitespotted bambooshark), 3503 nucleotides long. The record is from RefSeq and is a predicted model, not a curated record. Lineage: Eukaryota; Metazoa; Chordata; Chondrichthyes; Orectolobiformes; Hemiscylliidae.
UGAUCAUGGGCCUUCUGCAUGGUCUGUUGCAGCUUGUGUUCUGAUGUAUUUCCACAUAAUAGAAGGUAGAGUCUGAUGGAUUUUCACCAUAAUGAAAUAAUACCAAUGCAUAUCUAAGUUGGGUUCGUGUGUGCCCUGAAGGGGAUUUCCAUGUGGUUCUGUUCUUGAGCGCUUCUGAACUUCAGCUCUACUGAAAAAAAUCUUGAUGAUUUUCGAUCCCACAAUGACCAAGAAGAAGAAAAAGAAGAAGAAGCCCUUCAUGCUGGAAGAAGAUGGGAUUGAACAACCGACCGAGGAGACACCAGCGACUGAAUCCAAGGAAACUGUCAUAUCAGAGAACGUGGAGGAGAAGGUUACAGAGGCAGAUGAAGAGGACAAUAAGAAGAAAGAUACAGCAGAUGAUUUAGAUGACUUGGACUUCUUCAAUCAAAAGAAAAAAAAGAAAAAACCCAAGAAACCUAUUGGGAUUGACAAUGGUGUAAAGAUUGAGACUGAUGUCACUGAGCAGGGAGAGGUUGAUGAUGAUGCCUUUGACAUCAGCAUGAUGAAGAAAAAAAAGCCAAAACCUGUGACCUUUGUGGUUGAGGAGUUAAAUGAAAGGACAGAUGACAAACUUGAUGAUGAUGAAAGUAAAAGGGAUGAUGGCAUCACUUUUUCCACUCAGAGUGGUCCAGCCUGGGCGGGAUCAGAACGAGAUUAUACUUACGAUGAGUUGCUGACUCGUGUAUUCAACAUCAUGCGAGAAAAGAAUCCUGAUAUGGUGGCUGGAGAAAAGCGAAAGUUUGUAAUGAAACCACCUCAGGUGGUCAGAGUAGGAACCAAGAAGACAUCGUUUGUGAAUUUCACAGAUAUCUGUAAACUGCUACAUCGUCAACCAAAGCAUCUUCUGGCGUUUCUAUUGGCUGAGUUGGGUACAAGUGGAUCCAUUGAUGGUAACAACCAGCUUGUAAUUAAAGGGAGGUUCCAGCAAAAACAAAUUGAAAACGUAUUAAGGAGAUACAUCAAGGAGUAUGUAACCUGCCAUACUUGUCGGUCGCCAGACACCAUCUUGCAAAAGGACACAAGGCUGUAUUUCUUGCAGUGUGAGACCUGUCACUCUCGCUGCUCUGUGGCCAGCAUCAAAACCGGCUUCCAGGCUGUUACCAGCAAGCGUGCACAGCUCCGUGCCAAAGCACAUUAACCUAAACCUUAACCACUGGAGAGAACAGGAACUGGGAAUUUAAUGUAAUUAGGACUGUUUUACCAAACAAGGGGUGGGUUUUAAGCAGGUUAAAAUACAACAAUAAAAUGCUGCUGACUCGGGAGGGUGGGGAGGAGGAAAAUAAACUAAUGGUGAGCAUUGUUCUACAAAGUCCUCCUGAACCUCAGUGUAUUGUAACAGUACUGUUGCACUGCUCUCUGUUCAUAUCCUGUCCAGUCAGCAGUAUAAAUGCAGGAAGAAAAUUGCCUUUUAUACCUUUAAGGCUGCUGGAGGUACAGCUCAAUUUCCUGGAGCUUGGAAAUGAUCCACUGAAUGUUGUUAAAGUGUGCAUAAUUUCUUUUUUGAUUAUACCUCACCCUGGCUGGUUAUUUGCUGUCUGGCUGCUGUAUUAUUUUUUUUAAACAGAGGGUGGGGAGGAGGGGAGUUGACCAAAUUACGCUAAAUAAGUUUAGAAAUUUAUUAAACAAAUUCCCUGAAAAUAUUUAAAAUUGUGGACUUUUUAAAUUGAUUCCAUCUUUAAGUCGAAAUCUUUCCAAUGCCAGGGUGAGGUCGGAGUUGCAAAGCAUAAUCUAUGCUGAUUUUUUGCAGUGGUGUUGAAGGUGUAUCCUUAUUCAGCCGUGGAUUGGUUUGGAGAGGGUUUUUAAAAAACGUGACGCCUUGUUGAACUGAUUACAGGCUCUGGAUUGUACACCAUCCGGUGACGAGAAUGCAAGAAAAAAAAAGUAAUAAAAUAGUAAAACUAGUGGUUACCAGCCAUUCUCCUCUGCUUCUGCUAAUGUUUGACCCAAGCCUGACUUUUGUCAAGCUGGUUGUGACCAUCAGCCACUUCUAGCAUGUUCAAAGUGUAGGUACCAACUUGAAGGCUAGCAGCAAAAGGUAAGGUCUCUCUCUUGCAGCCAUCUAGUCUCCAAACUGCUAAAGCACAAGGAGCCACUUGCCUUUACACAACGUAGGCAGUGUGUUUCAUGUUGGUGAGGAGUGGUGGGAGUGUCUUUGUGUUGAUGCUGUUCAGAAACCUGUGCAAAACAGUCCUUUUGCUGGCUGUAACCAUGAAUUAGCUGGAAUGUUGGCUGAAUUUUAUCUGGGACACUGCCCUCUAUUGAGGCUAAACAGCUCCCCAUUUCAAGGAUGUUGCAAAACCCUUUGACAAGUUCAAAGCAAAUGUUUAAUUGUGGAUUUGGUUUCAUGGCAUGAUUUGGAAACUUGAAAGAAAUUACUCCAUAAGACUUGGGCCUCAAUCAGAAUUAUUUGAUCCUUGGUGCCUGGAUUGUUUAAUGAGUUGCCUGCUAUGUCUGUUCUCAUUACACUUCUCUUGUAAAAAUACCCCAUUCACACAUCACUCCAAUUGAACAUGGUUUGUUUAGUAGGGUUUGCCUUCAGGAAGGGUAAUUAGAAAACGGCUGUUAUCGAGAUCUGCUCCCCCAGGGUACAUGACUGACAAGGCAGAAUAUUUGACGUGAUUUCAAGGACAAAUCCCAUCCUCCAACCUUUGAUUAAAAUGGCACCUGACUGGAAUAUGACUUGUUUUUCAAUUGGAUACAUGGUCAAGUCCCACCAGUUUUCAGAUCUGAAGAGGAUGUUGAAUGAAACAUAUGUGAACCUGCUCUAAAUUUGUUGUUGGAUCCUAAUAUCAAAUUCCUCCACCCAGUCAGCAGACACUUGGAUUUGAGGGCUUGAAAUAUGUUCCUGUAAUAUGUAUUCCUGCAACAGUACAUUGGAUUUGAUGUAAGCUAAGUCAGGUUCACCUUUCUUGAUUACACCAGCAAUAUUUUGUUUCUGUAAAAACUGGUGAAAACAUUCAUGUCUUUUAACACUUUGAGUUAGUAAAAUCUAGCAAAGAUUGGGCUGUUUUUCUGGUUGGAAAAGAGUGAAGAAUGUAAGUCAAAGUCUGGGAUGGCAGUGGUAGUCUUUGCUACAUUAGCAAAGUUGACCAUUUUACAGUGAGUUUGCAUGAGCAGACUAAACAUGUUUACAGUAGAAUCAGUUUAAUUUGCUCUAAAAUAGAGAUUGUAUGGAUUGGUUUUGAAUUGACUUACUGAUUGUUAGUGACAUGAAUCCUCUGAAGAUCUAAAAGCACUAAUGUACUUGUGACUGUUGAGGUGAACCACAUGCACAUACAUUCCCUGCUCAGUAUUUUGAGAUCUUUUUGACAUUUGAGGCUGUUGAGACCUGAGAAUGGUUUUCCCUCCAUCCAUUUUCAAGCGAGUACAUGAGGAUGCUUUACUAACUUUGUUUUUGCUUUUUCUUCCUAAAACUGACACUAAAAUGUUAUAGGUGCGGAAUAGUGGUUUUUGUAACUUCA